Trichosporon asahii var. asahii CBS 2479 is the source of this 1440-nucleotide messenger RNA. RefSeq names its product transcriptional regulator. Gene Ontology annotation, cellular component: nucleus. The transcript has 5 exons. NCBI's taxonomy places the organism in Eukaryota, Fungi, Basidiomycota, Tremellomycetes, Trichosporonales, Trichosporonaceae. Gene Ontology annotation, molecular function: RNA polymerase II transcription regulatory region sequence-specific DNA binding. The coding region runs from base 1 to 1440 and encodes 479 amino acids. The record is from RefSeq and is a predicted model, not a curated record.
AUGCGAAGACACGCGGCCAUGCCAGAGAUGCGAGACAUUGCCCAGUUAUGCCUGGCAGAUGAGGCCGAGCAGCUCCAGCAGCAGGCGGCACAGCAGGCAGCUCAGCAACAGGCGGGCGCCAGCUCGCGAACGGUCCCUCAGAAGCGACGUGCAUCCCAAUCACAGACGGGGACGUCUGUGGAUAGUGGUGAUCGGCCGGAGCGAAAUGGACACCCGCCUGGCUCGGAUGAGGGCAGCAUGGCUGGACCAAGCUCACAGCGAAACGUCGUGUCACCAUCUGCCGCUACGAACGGCCCAGACAUGAUGAACGCAGUUCACAUGAUGACUUCGCCCGUCGACUCGUUCCGGCCACAGACCCUGCCGUCCAUCAACGAGGGCCAGGGCGGCGCCCAGAUGCCGCAGCAGCAGCAGCAGCAGCAGCAGCAGCAACAACAACAACAGCAGCAGCAGCAACAGCAGCAACAGAACACCGUCGGCAAUAGGCUGUGGUACGAGCAAUCGCUCGGUCAGAACAACACGUCCUCCAACGGCGGCGUACCGGAGAACUUCUCGUGGAGCGCCCUCGUCGAAGGCAUGUUAGAUCCAUUGCACACUGGGACACCGCAGUCGGGGAAUCAUCAGGACGUGUCGUGGCUUAACAACUAUGCUAGCACGCCAGCUGCGCCUGCGCCCAUGUCGCUGCCUGCGCCUACGCCCGGUCCCGCGGCGCAAUCGAAUUCACCGGGCCAGGGAGGAUCGCAGGACGCAGCGCGCAUCGCCGCCACGUCGCAAUCGCCCAGCACAGUCACCGGUGCCCAGAGCAACAGCGUAGACGAACACAUCACACCUUAUAAUUACACGUUUGGUUACUCGAGGCUACGGACAUACACGAACGAGCUUGGCGAUCCGACCUUUAAGGCCCGCGUAUCGGCUGCGACGGACCGGUUCAAGCCGAUCCUGCACAGCUGCCUCUCGCAGUACUCGGACGAUCAGAACAUCCAAGCAGAGAUCCAGUUCGUGUCCUUCGUUCGGCAGUGGCAGAGCCUUAGCGACGCUUUGCCUGUACCUGCGCUCGUUUGGCGACGGACAGGUGACAUCAACGGCGGCAACACCCGCAUGGCGCGACUGCUCGACGUUCCGCUGGACAACCUUCGGUCCGGAAAGCUCUGCAUCUACCACAUCUUGGAUUCUGCUUCGUUCCAGGACUACUGGGAGGACUACGCGUCCAAGGUGCUGAUCAACCUUGCGGAUCGGUCCACGUUCGACGUAACGGUGCCCGUGGCGCUGACGAAGAAUGCGGAUCCGACCAAGACGCACCUGCUCAGCGCGUCUGUCAUGUUUGACACGUUCGGGCUGCCACUGGUGGUCAGCGCGGUGCUGACCCCGCUAUCGAUCGAGUACAAGUCGCGCAUCGAACCGUCAAUGGUCAUCCAGUCACUGGAAUAUCUGUGGAUGUGCUGA